AUGCCUAAAAGAAAAAAGAGCAACCUCUCCAGUCGUCCUGCUAAGGCAAGGGCAAUGGCAUCUUUGCGAGAAAGGGAGUCCUUUCAAAAGAGACAAGUCCGUCUGCAAAAAAACACAGAAACUACAGCACUACAACGAUUCUCUGAAACUUCAGAACGUCGUCAGGCUCGAUUACAAACCAAUGCUAACAGGAUUGCUUACCUACGGUCCCAAGAAACUCCUCAACAGCGUCUGCUACGUAGAGAAGAGGAUUCAGGACAAGUUUAUCACCGCAUUGGUAGCCUUCUUCCUCCUUCAGGAAAGCCCCAUAGCUUUCUACAAAUAUAUUUUAUUGGGGAUCAGGACAUUGAAACAGACACACGUUGCAACAACAUACCUGGUGUUUGUCGUACAACGGUCGAAGAUAUACAGCAAAUGUUUCAUGAAGAAAAUCAAUUAGUACGUUCUUUUAAAACUGCUAUGGAACUUCUUCCAACAGAUAACUACAAAGUUGUAAUUCGUGCUGACCGCCGUCCACCUGGUGAACAUGAACGCCGGUACAAUGCUCCUACUGCAGAUGAAGUGGCGAUUGUCAUUGCUGGAAAUGAGUUUGAGAGCCGAGACAUUGUAUUAAGGAAACGUGAUGGCAAUCUUCUCCGAGUGUCUGAAACUCACCGCUUCUACGAUGCACUACAAUACCCACUAAUUUUCUCAAAAGGACAAGAGGGGUAUCAUUUUGGUAUCCCCAUGAUGGAUCCAAAUACUAAUCUCCCUACAAACAAGAAGGUUUCGUCAAUGGAUUUCUAUGCGUACAUGUUAAUGGUACGCGAAGACGAUUUUAAUACUAUCUUGAGGUAUAGACAGCUCCUAAACCAGUUCAUAGUUGACAUGUACGCCAAAAUAGAAACUGAACGCCUACUGUACAUUAAGCUCAAUCAAAAAAAACUUAGGGCUGAGAGCUACGUGCAUUUGAGAGAUGCUUUGAACAAUGAUGCGACACUGAGUGCUAAUGAUAUUGGCCAAUCUGUUAUCCUUCCUUCAAGUUUUGUAGGAUCUCCGAGGUAUUUAAGUGAAAGGGCACAAGACGCUUUGACCUAUGUUAAAAACUACGGUCGCCCGGACUUAUUUAUAACUUUAACAUGCAAUCCAAAAUGGCCCGAAAUAUUGGAAUCCUUGCUUCCAGGGCAGAAAGCAACAGACAGACAUGACAUUGUUUCACGUGUGUUUCAUCAAAAAAUAAAGAUUUUUGUCGCAGUGAUCAACAAAGGGGAAGUUUUUGGCUCUGUCAGAUGCUUUAUCUACACUGUAGAGUGGCAGAAACGUGGAUUACCUCACAUCCAUUACCUCCUUUGGUUAUGUGAAAAAAUCCGUCCUAAUCAGAUUGACAGUGUCAUUAGUUCUGAAAUCCCAGAACGUACCUCUGAUCCGGUUCUUCAUGAGUAUGUACUGAAACAUAUGGUACACGGACCUUGUGGUGCUUACAACCAACGGUCUCCAUGCAUGAAAGACGGCAAAUGUACGAAACACUACCCAAGGCCCCUGAUUGAAAACACCCAAACAAAUGAUGAUGGUUAUCCUAUGUACCGUAGACGGAGUCCACAUGAUGGUGGAUUCACGGGUCAUAUUAAUAUGAAAGCUGCUGGAAAUGUUGCUGUGGAGAUAGACAACCGCUGGAUUGUCCCAUAUUGCCCAACUUUGAUUAAGAUCUUCAAUGCGCACAUCAAUGUAGAAUACUGCAGCUCAGUUAAGGCCAUAAAGUACGUUUGUAAAUACAUACACAAGGGAAGUGACCAAGCUGCAUUCAAUUUGGUGAAAGGCGCACAAUUAGACAAUCUAAAGGAUGAAGUGACUAUUUAUCAAACCGGACGUUACUUAAGUAGUAAUGAGGCUGCUUGGCGCAUAUUUGGAUUCCCAGUGCAUGAGAGGAAACCAACUGUGACUCAUCUAUCAGUACACCUAGAAAAUGGUCAGCGGGUAUACUUUAAUGAGGAAAACAUGAAUGAAAGAUUGCAAAACCCACCACCAACCACGUUGACUGCACUCUUUGAUCUAUGCCAAAAUGAUGAUUUUGCAAAAACACUUUUGUAUCAUGAAGUUCCACACUAUUUCACUUUCAACGCAACCGAGAAAGUAUUCAGGCGCCGAAUUCAAGGAACACCUGUCCAUGGUUAUGCAGAUGUUAAAUACUCAGAUGCAUUAGGUCGUGUAUAUACUGUUCAUCCGGCAAACUUUGAGUGCUAUUGUCUUCGUUUGCUUCUUCAUAAAGUAAGAGGCCCUACAUCUUUUCAGCAACUAAGGACAGUAAAUAACCAAAUUUGUGGCACAUACAGAGAAGCCUGUCAGGCCCUUGGUCUGCUUGAGAAUGACAACCAUUGGGAGUCAACGAUGGAAGAAGCUGUUCUGACUCGCUCAGCUUCUCGUGUACGCCAUCUAUUUGCAAUAUUGAUAAGUACGUGUGAGUUGUCAAGCCCUAUAACUUUGUGGGAAUCAUUCAGAAAUGAUUUGUCUGAUGAUAUCUUACAUCGACACAGGGAAGUCGUCCCUGACCUUCAGUACAAUGACAUAGUUUACAAUGAGGCCCUAACGAAUAUCCAAGAACUGGUGAAGUCUAUGAGUGGGAAAGAUUUAAGUUCGUUUGGCUUACCCGCUCCAAACUUAUUGAAUGGAAUCAACCCUGAACUUCUAAAAGAAAUGGCAUAUAACAUCGACGAUAUGCAGCUCCAAGUACAAGAGAUGUUACCAAAACUUCUACCCGAGCAACAAGUGGUUUAUGAUACAAUUUUAGAGAGGAUUGAGAGUAGAAAAGGAGGAAUUAUCUUCCUAGACGCUCCAGGUGGAACAGGUAAAACUUUUCUUAUAACUCUCAUAUUGGCUAAGCUGAGAAAAGAAAAUCACAUUGCUCUUGCGAUUGCAUCCUCUGGCAUUGCUUCAACACUUCUACCUGGUGGAAGAACUGCACAUUCUGCAUUGAAACUACCACUUAACCUAGCAACUGCUGAAACCACACAAUGCAAUAUCAGCAAAACCUCUGAUCGAGCUGAAGUCCUCCGACGUUGUACAUUACUGGUGUGGGAUGAAUGUACAAUGUCUCACAAACGAGCAUUUGAAGCAUUGAAUGCAACACUUCAAGACAUCAGAAAUAGUCAAGAUUUAAUGGGGGGCUUAGUUGUUUUGUUGUCAGGGGACUUUAGACAAACCCUACCAGUUAUCCAACGUGGAACUCCAGCAGAUGAAAUCAAUUCCUGUUUGAAAAAGUCUGUCCUAUGGAGUCAUAUUGAGCAGUAUCACUUGGUUCAAAAUAUGAGGGUAAGUCUCCAUAACGACUGUGAUGCCAGACAAUUUUCAGGUGAUUUGCUCAAGAUUGGUGAAGGUAGAAUGAAAACUGACCAACAUAAGAUGAUUUCCUUCCCAGAAAACUUUGGUCACAUGGUUGCUUCUGCGGAAGAGCUUAUAGCAAGUGUGUUUCCUGACUUACAAAACAACCACUAUGAUCCUGAAUGGUUAUCCUGCAGAGCAAUUUUAGCCCCCAAAAAUGACGAUGUGAACAAAAUAAACAGCAAAAUUAUGAACAUUAUUCAUGGUGAAGUUAAAUCUUAUUUGUCCAUUGAUUCAAUUACAGAAGAGGAGCAAGCACUACACUACCCUGUUGAGUUUCUUAACACCUUGGAACUGCCUGGUAUUCCCCCGCACAAGCUUGAAUUGCAAUUAGGAAUCCCAGGAUUCACACCGUUCACUGAUCUCAACAACAGGAACGAUGAAUCAAUCCCUAAGGAAAUCAUCUACAACGGCUUUGAUGAAUCCACAGUACCUUUGGUCGACAAGGUUUUAUGA
This is a messenger RNA of Macrosteles quadrilineatus (aster leafhopper), 3810 nucleotides long. RefSeq lists its product as uncharacterized. The transcript has 4 exons. Bases 1 to 3810 code for a protein of 1269 amino acids. Gene Ontology annotation, molecular function: DNA helicase activity. Gene Ontology annotation, biological process: DNA repair; telomere maintenance. Lineage: Eukaryota; Metazoa; Arthropoda; Insecta; Hemiptera; Cicadellidae. The record is from RefSeq and is a predicted model, not a curated record.